AUGGCCGACUCUGACGUUAGUAAGCUAGAGGCUAAUCAGCCUGAGAUUGUUCGUCCAAUGGGAAACUUCCUCCCAUGCAUGUGGAGUGAUCAGUUCUGUUCAUUUUCUUUGGAUAAGCAGUAUGCUAACGAAAUUGAAGUGCUGAAAGAAAAGGUGAGGAGCAUGCUAGUAGCUGCUGGAGGCAAAUCAGCGGAGAGAAGGCAUUUGAUUAACACACUCGAACGCCUUGGUGUUUCCUAUCACUUUGAGAAAGAGAUUGAAGACCAAUUGGAGAACAUGUUUUCUGCCUAUGACCAUGAAAAUAAUGAAGGCUAUGAUUUGAAAACCAUUGGCCUUCACUUUAGAAUAUUCAGACAACAUGGCUAUAAAAUGCCAAGUGAUGUCUUUAACAAAUUCAGAGAGAGCAAUGGAGAAUUCCAGGAAUCCACUACUACCGAUGUGAUGGGUAUGCUAAGCUUAUAUGAAGCUGCACAUUUGAGGACGCAUGGAGACGAUAUUUUGGACGAGGCUCUCGUAUUUGCAACCACUCACCUUCAGUCCAUUGUGACCAAUUUAAGCCCCACUCUUGCGAAAGAAGUGGUGCAUGCACUGAAGCAACCCCUUCACAAGGGGUUUCCAUUCUAA
Messenger RNA from Ilex paraguariensis (yerba mate), 624 nucleotides. The record is from the annotation of a GenBank genome assembly. Lineage: Eukaryota; Viridiplantae; Streptophyta; Magnoliopsida; Aquifoliales; Aquifoliaceae.